Molecule: messenger RNA, 765 nt
Organism: Musa acuminata subsp. malaccensis (wild Malaysian banana)
Lineage: Eukaryota; Viridiplantae; Streptophyta; Magnoliopsida; Zingiberales; Musaceae
Source: RefSeq, a predicted model, not a curated record
CUCUUUCUCUUUCUCUCUUUCACAUCUGAUCGCCCUCGCUUCUCUCCCCCUCUCUGCCCACCCUCCUCGAUGGGCUGCACCCAAUCCCGGCUCGAACCGGACGAGGAGGUCCGCUCCAAUCUCCAGCCGCGGGCCCCCGGCCGCCGCCGUAUCCAGGACAUCCGCCUACGCCGGAGGCCGCGGGACCGCAAGGGUAGCUUGAUCUCCUCCGCCGAGCUCCUCCCGGAGAGCUCCGAGGCAGCGGACGACUUGCCCAUGCCGGCGCGGGGAACCACCGCUGGUCAUCCUGCCUCCAGCGCCCCGCUGCCAUCGUCCGCGGAGGGCAAGAAGAAGGCCGGAUUAGGGCCGCGGCUUGGAGAGGGAGGGAAAGGGAAUGACGGUGCGAAGGUGGAUGAAGGGGAAGAGGCGCCGGGAUCACCGAGCUUUAGGUUUUAUUUCGAUGAACCGUUGAUCGACCAAGACUCGGCCGUGACCGCAGGCGAGGGGAUAGACCAAGGGAAGAUUGAUGAGAAGAAAGAAGAUAGUUUGCAGCCAAGGGAUGAUACCAUCAAAUCCUCGAGUAUGAGCCAGGAACCUGAGAGCAAAUCAUCCAAGAAGGACAAAGGAAACAGAUUUAAGGCUUUGUCAAAGGGAUCCAGUGUUGUAUAUAAUCAGUUGAUGAAUCGAUGAGUAUGAAAGUCCAUCUUGUGUAGGACAGUCUCUACCAAAGCAACACUUGUAUAUUGUGCCUUGUAACAAAUGAAGUAGAGCACCUUGUUCUUAUGA